GCGCUGUCCCUCAGCUCUCCCUGGAGGCUUUCGAGAACGGAAGCAUGCGGGUGGUCUGUCAAUCGCCCGGCUGGUACCCGCAACCGGAGAUGCUGUGGAAAGAUCCCAGCGGCCAGCAUCUCCCCUCAGUCUCCCUGAGACAUUCCUCCGAUGCAAGAGGCCUGUUUAAUAUCGAAGGCGUCAUCAUUGUGACCAGGAACAAACAUGGGAACUGGUCCUGCGUG
Messenger RNA from Balearica regulorum gibbericeps (East African grey crowned-crane), 224 nucleotides. Lineage: Eukaryota; Metazoa; Chordata; Aves; Gruiformes; Gruidae. The record is from RefSeq and is a predicted model, not a curated record.